Molecule: messenger RNA, 1356 nt
Organism: Salvelinus fontinalis (brook trout)
Lineage: Eukaryota; Metazoa; Chordata; Actinopteri; Salmoniformes; Salmonidae
Product: ventricular natriuretic peptide-like
Exons: 2
Coding region: 81-554 (157 amino acids)
Biological process (GO): cGMP biosynthetic process; receptor guanylyl cyclase signaling pathway; negative regulation of systemic arterial blood pressure
Cellular component (GO): extracellular region; nucleus; cytoplasm
Molecular function (GO): hormone receptor binding; hormone activity
Source: RefSeq, a predicted model, not a curated record
GCCCUUAGUCAUCCCGUCAUUAAAACACUGAACGGGAUAUCUGAAACACCUCAAAAAGACCACAUGGGAUUGUUAUCGGAAUGGCAAAAUUGCAUAUUUUCUUUGGAUAUAUCGUAUUAAUAAUGACGCACAGUGUGAGCUGGGAAAAUCUAUAUUCCAGUAGGAAUGUUCAAGAGUUGGAAAAUAUCAAGGACCUGAUCCAGCGGCUCGAGGACAAGUUGACGGUUAACGAGGAAAAUGACGUUUAUCCGUCAGAGUCUGAGGACGUGGACGCAGCCGAUAUGGAGGAUAUUGAGAACUCGCCCGCGGCGAUCCGGGGGCAGAAGGAGAGAAUGGUAAUCAACGCAGCCAAAAUAAUUGCCCCCGAAAGCCCUGUGGUGUCACGUCUGAAAGAUCUAAUCGGUUUGAGGAGGACGGCCAAAUCGUUCAACAGCUGUUUCGGUAACCGGAUUGAGAGAAUCGGCUCGUGGAGCGGACUGGGAUGCAAUAACGUCAAGACUGGUAUAUUUGAAGGCAAUUAUUUGAGUGGAAUGCCUUUAAAAACGUACAAAUAAGCACAAGAAUGUAGUAUCAUGUCAAUUUGUGUGCAAAAUGUCCAUACUUUGGGGCUAAAAGGUAUGCGUAAAAUGUAUUGGCUUUACGCACGAAUUGAUUUUACGCAUAGCUCUGUCUAUUGUAAGACAUAACAUAAAGGUUGUUGCAAGAUCACACACACAUCGAUAUUAACUCCAUUACAUUAUUAUGAUCAAGAAAGGGCUGUAUAUUCAUUAUUCAUUGAUAUCAUGUUGGGCUAUGACUUGAACUUCUGCAUGGUGACGUUUGACAACAAUAUAACCACAAAAAGAUGAAAUUAAUCAGUUGAUUAUUAUAUGAUUUUAAUUUGUAUUUGCAGGUAACAAGAAGAUAAUAUCAGGGAACUGAAAGAACAUUGUAGGCCUACCCAUUCAUGGACGUAAAAAAAAAACUGCGUCAUGUCUGACCUCCGUGGAACUCUCCCUGGCAUUCUGGAGAAUGCAUUUUUUCCCCUUCAAACAAUAGUCCUAAACUGAGAAAUGUGUAUUUCACAAACGAAUUUAUACUAAAUAAUUUCGAUAUUAAAACAUGCUAAAUUACAUCUCUUAAUUUCUGUGUUGGUUGGUUUCUAGACUGUCAGUGACAAUUGGACAUGCAUAUUGUAUUUCUACCACGAAAAGGACAAUUUGAUUGCUAAUCGCACUCUACAGAAAUGCCUAAUACACGCAUUUGUUAUGUGUUGAACGCCUGUACAGUAUUGUUCACUUGUGCGUAUUUAAUCGAUGUAUAUGUUUGAUCAUGUUGUGAGAUGGCAUUAUUUGUAAUAAAUUAUUAGAUGUGGAA